Scheffersomyces stipitis CBS 6054 is the source of this 1980-nucleotide messenger RNA. RefSeq lists its product as uncharacterized. The transcript has a single exon. Gene Ontology annotation, biological process: transmembrane transport. The record is from RefSeq and is a predicted model, not a curated record. Lineage: Eukaryota; Fungi; Ascomycota; Pichiomycetes; Serinales; Debaryomycetaceae. Bases 1 to 1980 code for a protein of 659 amino acids. Gene Ontology annotation, molecular function: transmembrane transporter activity.
AUGAGCAAAGAAGAGUCUUUCAGCGAGAAAAGUGUGUUGGAAGAACACCAAUUGGAGUUGAGCCAAUCUUCUUCCAAUGACUCCAACGAACCUAUAGCCUUUACCAGAUCGCGCUACGAACAACAUGUAGAGCACCAGAGAAGGGAAUCUAAUGUUUCCAGAAGAGGAUCAGCUUCUUCAAUGCAAAGAUCGUUAGACAUAAUCAGAAGAAGCUUAACCGGAGAAAUACAGCAUUCCAUCGACUCCAGCAACGAAGUCCAGGCCUACACUGUCAAGGACAUCUACGGUGACUUAGACGUGAACGAAAUCGCUUUGCAGAGAACCGCUACAAGAACCACUAUCUUGAACGAAUUGGUGCAAAGAACUCAAGAACAAGAAAUCUCUAGUGACGAAGAACUGGAUUUGGAGAAGCAAAUAUCCAAUAAAUACGACGAGUACGACCCUGAAGCCACUUUACCAGAAACUUCUAUUCCAAUUCAGAACAAUGGUGAGGAGUUCAACAAGAUAGAUCCUGAGUUAAUCACUUUUAAUGGACCGGACGAUCCAGAGGACCCCAGAAACUGGCCCACAUCUACCAAAAUUGUCUUGGUUGGUUAUGUUUCUUUAUAUGCAUUGGUUGCUCCAAUGUCUUCUUCGAUGUUGUCACCAGCCAUGUCAGACAUCAUCCAGACUUUCAACAUCAAGUCUGAAACCAUGGCCGCCAUGGUGGUCUCCAUUCAGAUAUUGGCUUGGGCCUUUGGCCCUCUUAUUAUUGCUCCAUUGAGUGAGCAUGACAAUAUAGGCAGAAAAAUCGUGUUGGAUGUAUCGUGCUGGAUGUCUUUAUUGUUCAACAUUGGGUGUGCCUUUUCGCAAAAUACAGCCCAAAUGAUGGUUUGUAGAUUUAUCGGCGGCUUGUUUGGAUGCGUUCCAAUGAACGUUUGUGCUGGUGUCAUUUCUGAUUUGUUUGACGCCAAGUCUAGAAACAUGGCUCUUGCCAGUUACUCCUUAGUUCCAUUGAUGGGCCCAGUAAUUGCACCUGUAGUUGCUGGCUUCAUUGUAGAAAACAUGCAAUGGAGAUGGGUAUUUUACGUGUUGUGUUUUUUCAACUUUGCUGUUGCACUUUCUGCUACAUUAUUCUUCAAAGAAACGUACGUUCCAACAUUGUUAAAGAGAAGAGCCAACAAGUUGAGAUUGGAAACCGGUAACAAUGACUUACAUACCAUCUACGAAAUUGCUGAUGGUGAAACCACUAUUGGUAGAAUGACGUUAUGUAUGGUGAGACCUGUCAAGCUCUUGUUCACCCAUCCCAUGAUUGUUGGUUUGGGUUCGUUCAUGGCUUUCACAUAUGGUUUCAUGUACUUGAUGAUUGUCACCUUCCCAACCAUAUUUGGUGGCAUCUAUGGCUUUGACAAGGGUGUUACUGGAUUGAUGUACCUUCCAAUGGGUUGUGGCUUCAUCUUAGGUGUAAUUAUCUGGACUUAUCUUGUCGGAAGAACUUACAACAGACUAACCGAAAAGAACGGCGGUGUUCCUAAACCGGAAUAUAGAUUACCCUGUUUGUUUGCCUGUUCCAUCAUCAUUCCUGUUGGUUUGGUGUGGUUUGGAUGGUCUACUCAAAAGAAGUUGCACUGGAUCAUGCCUGGUAUAGGUUCAGCGAUCUUUGCCUUUGGAUUGGUAUGUGUUUUCCAAACAACCCAGAGUUACUUGAUCGACAUGAACCCAAGAUACGCAGCAUCCUCCGUUGCUGCUGCCGCUUUAUUUAGAUCGUUAUUUGGAUUUUCUUUCCCAUUGUUUGCAAACUUGAUGUACGCCAAGCUAGGCUACGGCUGGGCCAACACAAUGUGCGCAUUUAUUGGCUUGGUUUUGGGUGUCCCCUUCCCUAUCUUCUCCUACAUUUAUGGAGAAAGAAUAAGAAACUGGGCCAACAAGAGAAUCGAGAGAGAACAAAUCAAGAGAGACCAGAAAAACUUGCAACGGUUGCAAAAGAAGAACCUUGCCUAA